Cephus cinctus (wheat stem sawfly) is the source of this 864-nucleotide messenger RNA. RefSeq lists its product as uncharacterized. NCBI's taxonomy places the organism in Eukaryota, Metazoa, Arthropoda, Insecta, Hymenoptera, Cephidae. The transcript is spliced from 4 exons. The record is from RefSeq and is a predicted model, not a curated record. Bases 424 to 864 code for a protein of 146 amino acids.
GGUCAUGGAAGAGGAUAUUUCAAAAACGAUCCGUACAUACUUUCGUUAGCCGUAGCAUGUAUCAGUAAACGCGGAGUGCGCGAUAGCCACAUCACCAGGGCUACUAUAACCUAUCAUCGAUUCCACGAAGGUAUGUAUCUGCCACCUACCAGUAAUAGCUCCUAUAUAAUUUGCUUUUUUUAAAAGAAAUAAAUCAAGAAUUGACGCGCUUUCACCACGAAGUCGCCCCCGAGGAGGAGGAUCAGUUGCUCUUAGGGUGCCUCGAUCAUAUAGAGGAGGGUUACCCGGAGCCCAGCACCAGCACGGUGACGGUGAUGCAAAGUGCUAACAGUAAAACAUACUUUUAAAAAAAAAAGAUUACGUCUAAUUUACGUUUUAUUAAAAAAAGUAGCAGGUCCAUCGACAGCGCUGGAUGUGCAGGUGAUGAAGGAGGAGGAGGAAGAAGAAGAAGAAGAGGGUGAAAAAUCGCUUCAGAAUACGUGGGAUGAAAUCAUGUCGAUAGCAUCGGCCGAUAGUGAUCGCAGUGUCUACGGCAAUGGUAAUGAUGAUGAUGAUGACCGCUCCACCAUGUCCAGCACUUCUAACGAGCGCUAUCAAUUUGUAGACCCGCUGGAGGUUGCUGGCUACGAUAACCGUAUUGCAUCGGACAACGCACGGUCUCCGCAGGAGCACGACGACGACGCGGAAGAACCGGUGCUAUGGGUUCGUAGGAACGGCGUGUAUGAGGUAGCGGAUGCCGACGAAGCGGCCGAUGCAUUGGCGGGGCGCGAUGGGGCCCCGAGCGCAGCGGUUACCCUCGAGGAAGAUGCGGUGAAUGUGGACACACAGUACCAGACUGGCGGGGGACCCCUUAAAAAACAAUAA